AUGUCAAUAAAUAAUUUUAAUAAUACUUUGGACAGUAGAACACAAUUUCGAAGUGAAACUGCCGAUAUAAUUCAAAUACCUCUUUUUAUACUCAUUAUUAUUUUUGCUUUUGUUUAUAUAAUACUAGUUUUAAGUCGGAAAAUCCUUCGAUCCAAUAAAUUUACUUGGUUAACAAUUAAUACAUCUGUCUCAAGUAUAUUAUUUUCAUUUGAACAUUUGUUAUCAAUUAUUAUGUUUUUAAAUAAUUCACCGGAUAUAAAAGUAUCAUGCCGUUUAAAAGCUUUUUUUAUGCAUAUGAGUGCACAUCACGUGAUGUAUGCACAUUGUAUUGCUUCAUUUUGUCGUCUAUUGUCAAUUCAAUAUCUUCAUAAUCCAUUAUUUCGAUCGAGCCGUUGGAUAUUAGGAAAUAUCAUUGUAGGUUGGCUUGUAGGAUUACUAGCUACAUUUCCUUACUUAUUCUUUGAUGAUACUGCAUGCUUAGUUCAUGAUGGUGAAAAAUUUCUUGAAAUAUAUGCCUGUUUCUCUAUAAUAGUUCUACCAAUUACUAUUGUAACUGUAUGUAAUAUUGCAACAAUCCGAUAUGUACGAUUAUCGACUAAACGUAUACAUAAUUUAACUGGCAACAAUAUAAAUCAACUUGGUAAACGAGAGAUGUAUUUAUUUAAAACAAUGUUAUUAACAUUUUGUAUAUAUAUUAUUGGUGCGGCACCAUUUUUUAUCGAACGAGUAUUUGUUAACAAUGAACUUUAUUUGCCUCCAGUUUUGUCAACUAUUUUUCAAGUUUUACAAGCAAUUUCUCUUUUAGCUGAUGUAAUACUACUUAUUUAUUCAGAUCAAUUAGUUCGCAAUAUAAUUAUAAAAACAUUGCAAUACAAUGGAAAAUUUUUAUUUAUUUUUACAUUUUAA
Rotaria sp. Silwood2 is the source of this 906-nucleotide messenger RNA. The record is from the annotation of a GenBank genome assembly. Lineage: Eukaryota; Metazoa; Rotifera; Eurotatoria; Philodinida; Philodinidae.